Schistocerca americana (American grasshopper) is the source of this 2412-nucleotide messenger RNA. Its product is annotated as sensory neuron membrane protein 1-like. Gene Ontology annotation, cellular component: cytoplasm; membrane. The transcript is spliced from 10 exons. The record is from RefSeq and is a predicted model, not a curated record. Gene Ontology annotation, molecular function: scavenger receptor activity. The coding region runs from base 183 to 1724 and encodes 513 amino acids. NCBI's taxonomy places the organism in Eukaryota, Metazoa, Arthropoda, Insecta, Orthoptera, Acrididae.
GUCAUUGUGUGGGUGCUCCACACGGAUCCAUACUGGGACCUCCGAUCGCAUCGAGUGCAAAAAUAAGGAGAUAAUUUUCAGCAAUACAGCUCGAGAUUACCAAAGUAUAGUCAUUUACAGCACUAUACACCCAUUUACUGACAACCUACGUCAGUCAAAUAUAACAAGACAGUGGGGACACCAUGCAGCUUCCCGUGGGUCUCGCAGCUGGAGGGGGAGGCGUCUUCUUCAUGGCUGUGGUCGCCGGUUGGUACGGGAUGCCCAAGCUCAUCUCCAGCCAGAUAGCGUCCGGACUGGCACUGAAGAAAGGAUCAGACAUCCGCCAGAUGUGGUCCAACUUCUCCGACCCCAUCGACUUCCGCGUGUACGUCUUGAACCUCACCAACCCUGAGGCGGUGCACAGAGGGGAGAAACCCAUCGUACAAGAAAUCGGACCGUACUUCUACGAGGAGUACAAGCAGAAGGUGAAGCUGCGCGACCACAAGGAGGACGACACCGUCUCGUACAACAACAAGAUCACGUGGCUGUUCAACCAGGGCAAGAGCGCUCCGGGCCUCACCGGGGACGAGUUGGUCACGAUGCCGCACCCACUGCUUCUGGGCCUGCUGCUGACGCUGGAGCGCGACAAGCCGGGCAUGCUGGCGCUGGUGAACAAGGCGAUCCCGCCGCUCUUCCGCAAGCCGGAGAGCAUCUUCGUGACGGCGCCGGUGCGCAACUUCCUCUUCGACGGCAUCGUCAUCAACUGCACCGUCACCGACUUCUCGGCCAAGGCGCUGUGCACGGGGCUCAAGAAGGAGGCCAAGGAGCUCAAGCGCGAGGGCGACAACUUCUUCUUCUCCUUCUUUGGACACAAAAAUGGCACGGUGGACGCCGGGCGGCUGCGGGUGAAGCGCGGCAUCCAGAACAUCGACGACCUGGGCCGCGUGGUGGCCUUCAACGGCGAGCCCAAGAUGUCCUCGUGGCGGGGCGACCCGUGCAACGACCUGCGAGGCACCGACUCCACCAUCUUCCCGCCCUUCAGGGACCCCAAGGAGCCCAUCGUCGCCUUCGGCGCAGACCUCUGUCUGUCUCUGGGCGCGAACUGGGAGCGCAAGGCGGAGUACAUGGGCGUGCCCGGCAACAGGUACACGGCCGAGCUGCCGGACAUGAAGGGCAACCCGGAGCACCACUGCUACUGCCCUACCGAGCAGACCUGCCUCGAGAAGGGCACCCUCGACCUCUCGCCCUGCGCAGGUGCCCCAGUGAUAGCUACGCUGCCGCAUUUCUACCUGGCGAGCGAGACGUACCUGCAGACUGUAUCGGGUCUGCAGCCAACCAAGGAGAAUCACGAGCUCUUCAUGGUCUUCGAAUCGACGACAGGGUCACCCAUGGAGGCCCGUAAGAGGCUGCAGUUCAACAUGUUCCUCCACAAGAUCAACAAAAUAGACCUACUGGCCAACGUGCCCUAUGCUUUGAUGCCACUCAUCUGGGUCGAGGAGGGCCUCGCACUGGAGGAGAAGUACGUAUCGACACUGCGCAUGUUGUUCCGCAUGCAGGGCAUCAUGUCUGGCGCCAAGUGGACGCUGAUGGCGGUUGGUGUGGGGAUGGCUGGCGCAGGGGGCUACCUGCACUUCAAGCGGCGCAAGGAGCUGGUCGUGGGGCCCGCCGAGCCCAAGAAGGUCGUCACUGGACGCGACACUACGGGCCACCCCAUCACGCUGGAGAGCUCCCACUCCAGAUACUAGUCCUGGACACUCCAGGCCAUCCCACUGGGCGUGACAGCUCCCACUACACAGACUUGGAAGGUCGCAGCUGGACUUACCGACUCCCCAGGCCGUCCCCUCAGCGAGACAGCACCAGAAGCUGAUGGACCUGGUGGCUCUUAAGGGAAGCCUGAUUCUACCAUCUUCAGGAUCCUGCUGUGGAGCUGUAGUUGUAGAAACUAAUGUUCCUUUUCCUAGGCUGAUGAAUUCUGUGCACCACAUUGGGCAAUGCUCCCAAACACCUUCGGCCAUCACCAUGCACCACAUAGCGGUUCAGGCCACAACACUCAAGCUGUUUGCAACUUGCAGUAGCAAUGGUUAUCGCUACGUUGCUCUGAUCCAACGACAUAACUCCUACGUAGAUCGCUUUGCUUGUAGAGAUUUAUCAGCAUAAAUUACUGCAGUUUUGUCUUGAGAUUUAUUAACUUCCACCUAAACAACUGAUAUGGUCAACAUCGUUAAUCUAUAUUUACAAGUGUCUGCAUGUAAAGUAAACUGUUGUUAACCGUAAGCAAGUCUGAAACAGUUUAUAUCGCGAUACAGGGUCUUUAACUUUCCUAUCUACCGAGAUAUUGAAGCAACUGCUGCUCUUACAACGACGCUAUGUACCUUCCUGUCCUCAUACUUUCUGUGCCGUUUGGUAACGUUGUAAACCUUGCGGUCGUCGUCA